CUGUCUAAAGCGCCGACUUAAGCUCCUAAUGAGAAUUGGCGACGGAGUGGGAGGAUCGGACGGUCAAUGUCAAGCGGCCGCUGUUCCGUGGUCGUAGGAUCAGACGGCCAUUAUGGCUUCUCUUCCGUGGGGAGGAAGUCAAGCGCGCCACCACCAACUACCGCUGCCUCCGUCUUCGACUGGCGAUCGAAGAACCCAAAAAGAGAGGAAGCGAGAAAAGGGAGGAGGAGAUCUAAAAAGAAAAAAGAAAAAAAAAAAAAGGGGAAAAAAAAAGCACUUGCAAGGAAAGAGAAAAUGCCGACCAUCACGAAGCUAUAUAGCAUGGAAGAGGUGUCGAAGCACAACACCAACGACGAUUGUUGGAUCGUCGUCAACGGCAACGUUUAUGAUGUGACAAUGUACUUGGAUGAGCAUCCUGGAGGCGAUGAUGUUUUGCUCGCAGCAACUGGAAAGGAUGCAACUGAAGAUUUCGAAGAUGCCGGGCAUAGUAAAACUGCUAGAGAUCUCAUGCAGGAGUAUUUCAUAGGGGAGUUAGACACCACCACUCUUAUCUCAACUCCCAUUGCAGAGCUCGAGAUUUUCCAGAAAGACAAAUCAUCAUCAGAUUUCUCCUCCAAGCUAAUGAGCAAGGCAGUGCAAUACUGGGCCUUCCCUGCAGCCAUUAUUGGGAUCUCUGUUGUUGCGGCCAUUUUGUGCACGCAACUGGCGAACACGAUAUUAUUAAAACUGCUGCCAUAAAUUUAUCUUUUCAUGGCUGUAUGCCGAUUAUUUUUCACUGCUGGAGAAGAAGCUGUUGAGUGCCGGCAUCACCUCCGGGCGUCGGCUGCUGAGGAAUUUGCGCAAGCUGUGUUGGCUGUACUUUUCGCCUUCUUCGGCGUUGUCAGGGACUGCGGUGGUGCGAUUUGUCUUGUUGAUCCUGCGAGAUCGAAAGGUUAGUUUUUUUUUUUUGUUAGCACGGCCCUUAAGUGGAAAAUAUUUUAUUAACAGAUUUUCUGCUCGCCAUGUCUGCUAAACCCGAUCUGAGAUAUUCAUGUGCUGUGUCCUUCAUCUUUUUGAUGGUUUGGAAUUUGCUAGUAUAACUAGUCUGGGGGAAAUUAUUGUGGCCUUUCUGAUUUUGGUAAAAAUGUCUAUACGACCUAUGGUUACAGUUAUAAUUCUAUAAGAUGGUUUUGUGAACUA
This is a messenger RNA of Ananas comosus (pineapple), 1179 nucleotides long. RefSeq names its product cytochrome b5. The record is from RefSeq and is a predicted model, not a curated record. The coding region runs from base 67 to 738 and encodes 223 amino acids. Lineage: Eukaryota; Viridiplantae; Streptophyta; Magnoliopsida; Poales; Bromeliaceae. The transcript is spliced from 4 exons. Gene Ontology annotation, cellular component: intracellular membrane-bounded organelle; membrane. Gene Ontology annotation, molecular function: heme binding.